AUGGGGGAAAAAAACCGAAAAAUACAGUCACCCACCAUACCGAACGUAAUUCAGGCAACUACGGGACAAGGGCGGCUGAGGGACCGAAGGGAUCUUGGAGCAUGGCGACCCUUCGACAGAAGUGCGAAUGAGAGCUGGAGAAAUUUGAAUGGCUCAGGACUAGCUUAUGGACUCUGGGAAUAGAGUACGAAAUGAAUAAAUUAGUGAAGAGAA
Molecule: messenger RNA, 213 nt
Organism: Laccaria bicolor S238N-H82
Lineage: Eukaryota; Fungi; Basidiomycota; Agaricomycetes; Agaricales; Hydnangiaceae
Exons: 1
Coding region: 1-183 (60 amino acids)
Source: RefSeq, a predicted model, not a curated record